This is a messenger RNA of Bacillus rossius redtenbacheri, 1378 nucleotides long. Its product is annotated as lipase 1-like. Bases 1 to 1278 code for a protein of 425 amino acids. NCBI's taxonomy places the organism in Eukaryota, Metazoa, Arthropoda, Insecta, Phasmatodea, Bacillidae. Gene Ontology annotation, molecular function: hydrolase activity, acting on ester bonds. Gene Ontology annotation, biological process: lipid metabolic process. The transcript has 9 exons. The record is from RefSeq and is a predicted model, not a curated record.
AUGCUGGUGUUCGCUGCGCUGCUGUCUCUCGCGGCGGCACAGACAUCUGUGGUGAGCUGCCACGGCGACCUGGCCCGAACCCGCCGCCUGGUGGCGCGGGGCGGAACUGAGCCACCCACCCGGCAGAUGCCAGCUCACUUCUCUGAGCCUGUGCUGAUAGAACGCUUUGGCUACCCGGUGGAAACUCACAACUUGACAACGAGCGACGGAUACCUCCUGACCCUGCACCGCAUACCAGCCGGCAGCGCGAGGAACAGAGCAGUUGUCCUGCAGCACGGAGUCACAGGGAGCUCUGCUGACUGGGUCCUGAUGGGACCAGGCCGAUCUCUGGGACUGCUGCUGGCGGACUCCGGCUACGACGUGUGGAUGACGAACGACCGCGGCGGCAGCUACUCGCGAGGACACACCAGUCUCCCCGCCGCCAGCCCCAAGUACUGGGACUUCUCGUUCCACGAGGCGGGAACACUGGACCUGCCCACCGCCAUAGAGUACAUACUACUGGCGACAAGUGAGUCCAAGCUGUUGCUGGUGGCACACUCGACUGGCAGCUCGAACAUCCUCGCCAUGUGCGCGAGUCUGCCAGCGGUGUGCGACAAGCUGCGUGGAGUGGUCAGCCUGGCACCCGUGGCGGGCCUGGCCUCGCCCAGGCGCGCGGUGCUCGCGGCCCUGCGCCAGCGGCUGGCGUCGUUCAAGCUGGUGGCGAGGAAGAGCCGCGUGUACCAGGUGCAGAGAGCCAGCUGCCGAGGCAAAACAGCUCAGUCACAGCUGGUGUGCAGCAACUUCAUGUUAGGUGUGGCUGGCUACAAGCCUGGGGACAUUGACCAGGAGGUGGCUGUAGCCUCUUUAAACUACUCUUCUUACAGUACAUCCAUAAAGGCGGUGGAGCACAUCCUGCAGAUAAUGCGCGCAGGCCGCUUCCAGCAGUUCGACUACGGGGCCGCGAGCAACCUGAGGCGAUACGGCACGAAGACUCCUCCGGCCUACAACCUGAGUGCCGUCAGCGCACGAGUGGCCAUCGUGUACAGCAGCGGAGACACCCUGGCUUCCCCCAAGGAUAUCGAUAAGCUGUCUGCAUCCCUUCCUAAAGUGAAGAAUGUGCUCAAAGUUGACAAAAGCAUUUUCAAGCAUUUUGACUAUGUUCUAUCGACCAGAGCAAGGGAACUUGUUUAUGACGCAGUUAUUACUUUGCUGAGUGACUUGACGAGCCUGUUCGACUUCAGCUCUGACACGGGUGUGGUGGUUGUGAGCUUCCCGCCUCAACAGGACACAGACGAGUGAUGGAGCCUGCCCCACCGCAUCACCAUUCACAACCACGAGAACUUUCAGUCAGCAACUCGCACUUUAUCAUAUUUGACUGUCAAGAUUUCAUUGGCACUGU